CAGCCCAGGAGCCCGCUCCGAGUUCCUGCGACCGGCUGGCGGCUGGCGGGGUACUGCUCCCCAGGUCUCAGGAGGGAAAGCUCUCUUGGAAGAGCUGGAAAGGUGCCCGACUCCGGCCAUGCUGGCGCUGCUCUGUGCCUACCUGCUCCUGACAUCCCGCGCCUCGGAAGUCUCCGCCGACCCGGACCUGGAGCAGCCCGGCUCCCGCAUUCAGGAGCAGAUCCGCGACAUGCACGCCAAAGUGAUGGAGAUCUGGCGGGAGCUGACGCAAUGGUGGGCGGUGGGCGGAGGCCAGGACGCCGCGCUCCACGCCACCUGCCCGGUGCUGCCGUCGGCCACACUGGAUGCGGCGCAGCCCCGGGUGAGCGGCGUCGUGCUCUUCCGGCAGCUGCGGCCCGGCGCCUUGCUCGAGGCCUUCUUCCACCUGGAGGGGUUCCCGGCCGAGCCCAACGGCACCAGCCGCGCCAUCCACGUGCACCAGUUCGGGGACCUGAGCCAGGGCUGCGACUCCACCGGCGCGCACUACAACCCGCUGGCCGUGCCGCACCCGCAGCACCCGGGCGACUUCGGCAACUUCGUGGUGCGCGACGGCCAAAUCUGGAAGUACCGCUCCGGCCUGGCCGCCUCGCUCUUCGGCCCGCACUCGAUCGCGGGCCGCGCCGUAGUGAUCCACGAGGGCGAGGAUGACCUGGGCCGCGGUGGCAACCAGGCCAGCCUGGAGAACGGCAACGCGGGCCGCCGGCUCGCCUGCUGCGUGGUGGGCCUGUGCGGGCCGGGGCCCUGGGCGCGCCAGGCACAGGAGCACGCGGAGCGCAAGAAGCGGCGGCGAGAGAGCGAGUGCAAGGCCAGCUGAGCCCCCCACCCGGGCGCCCCGAGAGCUCCCUCCACGCCCCAGACCCGUUCCAUGUGCCCUGGGAGCCCCUCCAUGCCCUGACACCCCUACAAGUGCCUGAGAUCCCCUCCGAGUACCCCAAGACCCCUCUACGCCUGACACCUCUCCAAACUCCUGAGAUUCCCUCCAUGUGGCCCAGGGCCCCCUCUACGUGGAUCUGUCUGUUCUGUGACACCUCUUCCAAGCAUCCUGAGACCCCUUCUACACCCUGACACCCCUCCAAGUGCCCCAGGAUCUCCUCUACACCCUGACUCUCCUCCAAGUGCCCAAGAUGCCCUCCAUGUGACCCAGGACCCCUUCUACACAUCCCAGGAUCCCUCCAUGCCUCGACACCACUCCAAGAACCCUGGGACACCUCUACACCCUGACACCUCUCCAAGUGCCCAAGAUCCCCUCCGUGUGACCCAAGUCCCCACCUUCUCAUCUUGAUUUUUCUCCUUUUGCUCCCAGAGACACUCCCUACUCUGAGGUACCACUUUUGCCAUGGCUAGGGUCUCCCCGAAAAUCCCCUCCACCCUGAGGUCUCAAACCAUGUAUACUGAGACACCCCCUUUCAUCCAGAGGGCACCCUGAGCUCUGAGGACCCCCAGAGAUUUACCCUGAGGGUCUUCCAGACUCCCCCCCUUCCACCCUGGCAACCCUGCCCUCACCCUGUGAGCCCUGAGAUCCCUCAAUGCCCUAAGAACCUACCUACCCCCACCCACUUUAGGUUCCUCCUAGGCAGUCUGAGACCCCUCCUGAGGUUGCCUCUCCCCCUCCCCCUCCCCAGCAUGUGCAGUGCAGCCUGGCGCCCCUGCCCGGUGUCUCCAGCUAUUCCCCCAGCCCCACACCCCAGAGAGCUGCUCCUUUGUGGGCUGUUUGGCAGUCUUCGUGUUGCACAUUAAAAACUUAGCAAUUCAGUACUGCAUGGGGGCCUUGGUUACUGUUUUGGUUUAUUUGAGGCUUCUCUCCCCACUCAGCUAUUUUUUGGGGAAUGGCAAAGAUGUUUCCCAAACCUCUUAGGACUUCUUCUCCCCUGCCCAGCUCUGUUGGCUGCAAGGCUCAGUCACUGAUCAUCAUGCCUUUGGGGUGUGGCUCGCAAGAGGGAGGAAACCAGGAUCACUUAGGGAAAUGGGAAAAAAAAAUACAGCUUCCUGGGCCACAUGCCAAAGCUGUAGAAUCCAAAGGGAGAGGAGAAAAUCUAUUUGCAACAAGCUUCCCAGUGAUUCUGAUGCUGGAGCCACUGGCCUGGCAUGAGCGGUACACCAACUCACUGGGCCCAGUGGCCUCUCACAUCUGCCUCUGUGGGAAGCCUGAGGUCCAUUUCCCAGAUGGCGGAGACAGGGCCAGUGAGGCAGUGUCCCUGGGCAAGUUAUAGGGAGGUUGGUGUUGGUAUCUAAAGUUGUCGGCUUUCUCCACAACCAGGACAAUGCCCUUCUUGGCUUCUUGAUACAAAAGCAGUUGGAAGCGGUGGGGUCCAAAGGCAGGUUGGUCUUAAUUAAGGCUUGAUGGAGGUUCUGCCUCUCUCUGUGAAAAUUAUAAUCUAUACACAGACUAGAUCAGUCUUGUGCAUUCACCUUCACUUGCUGAAGUACCCAUCCUGGGGUAGACCCACUUCCUAGCUGUGGCUUUCCCACCCUGGUUCCUCAGGGCAGCUUCUGUCUCUCCCAGACUCUUAAGGCAGUGAGUCAAACUGAACCUUAGCCAGAAAGCCAUCCCCAGUGGUUAUUUUUACCUCUUACUAGGACUACCUUGUCAUUUAAAACCCUUUCCUUGAGCCCAAGCGACAAGUGGGAAGAAAGGCUAUUGCCUGGUGAAUUUGCUCCACCAACUGGUUCUCACUGGUUUUGAAACGGAGCAGGACUCUGC
Molecule: messenger RNA, 2740 nt
Organism: Delphinapterus leucas (beluga whale)
Lineage: Eukaryota; Metazoa; Chordata; Mammalia; Artiodactyla; Monodontidae
Gene: SOD3
Product: superoxide dismutase 3
Biological process (GO): superoxide metabolic process
Molecular function (GO): copper ion binding
Source: RefSeq, a predicted model, not a curated record